ACUUGCUUGGAUCCAAUGCAUCAUCUAUUUGCUGCUUCAUUUUCCUUUGAAUUCUCUCUGACUCUGGAACGAAACUGCCUUGGGUUGUGUCCUGGCUCUGCCAGUUGUUAGCUGUGUGACCGUGAGAAGACAUUGAACCUCUCAGUGCCUCAGUUUUCUUAGCCAUAAAGUUGAGGGGGAAAAAAGCUCCUGGUCACAGGUUUAGUCUGAAGAUUAGAGCUAACAUAUGUGAAGCUCUUUGGAACAGUGCCUGGCAGAGGGUAAGUGUAGUUUAAGGGUCUGCUGUGAUUGUCAUUACUGGCAGUAUCACUGUUACGUGUUAGGACCACGAUAUGUAGGCCAUUCACAUGGCAUCUAAUUGGAUUCAAUGCGUGAAAGGUGGUGUCAGACUCAGGGCCACAUCUUCUAAGGUCAUUCUAAUGACCCAUGACAUCCCCCUGCCUCUUAAGAAUGUCAAGUGCUCACUCUGCUGGACAAUAUCUCAGGCUUGGGCUGAGCCCCAGAAGCCACAGUUCCUACCAUUUCCUCCAAGGUCUGGGUGUUCAGUGAAGUAGGUUGCUGGCCCUUUAAGAGGCGGUAGCUAGCUCCCAGUUGCCAUGGAGACAGCUGGAUACAGACCGGGUAGCAGCAAGCAGCAUGUCCUCCAAAGUUCAGUCCAAAGGUGGGAAGAGGGCUGAGGUGUGGGGAGUGGGGGGUGCGCUGGAAAGAGGAGGUGAUCUUCUCCCUCACAAUCCACCCAGGGGUGGCCCUGAAGGAUUCUGCUCUUGGGACGCCUGCCCCACCUUGUCCUUCUCCCCAGGGUCCACCAUCUCAGCCUUUUCUUUCUCCAUAGGCUCCAAAGCCAAAGGCCACCAGCCCUCAGCCCAAGAGAGUCUGGCACCCCCAGAGGCCAAUGCUGAAGCCAUCCACUUCCUCAACUCCCUCCGGCAGGAGGAGCUGCUGAUGCUGUUCUUCUCGGAGGCUCUGGUCAUGGUCUCGGACACAGGGCAGCCUCAGGGAGAACUGACCAUCGAGGUGCAGAUGGGGAAACACAAGGACAAAUUUGGCGUCAUGUCACGCUGCCUCUUUGUGCAUGCCUUUAGCCGAGGCUUCAUGGACAACAUACUCUGUGGAAACUCCCUUCUGGGCUACCUGUCAUGGAAACUGGAGCCCAUGGAACAACAUAAUCAGGAGUUCAUCAAGUUCCCCAUCCUCCCCAUGGAACGGAAGAUGAGUUUGCUGAAGCACGAUGAUCAGCUGGCCAUGACCAGAAUUGUCAAGGAGGGCGAGGAAGUGAAGACUGAAGUGACUUCUUUCCCCUGGCACUCAAUUGCGGGCUUCGUCUCCGAGGCUGCCAACCUGGUGUUGCUGAGGGUGAUGGCCUCGCGGCAGACGGUGCCCAGCAAUGCCCGUUUCCUGGCCUUGGACACAGAGGGCAAACUCUGCUAUUCCACUUAUCAAGCCCUAGGCUCCCAGACGAUCCAGGUGGGCCAUCAGCAGGUGGAAGUGUUCAUUGUGGAGCAGACUGUACACUCGGAGAAGGGCAUCCCCAUGUCCUGCCAGUUCUACCUGCUCUCUGAUGGGCACCUGGCCAAGAGGAUCCAGGUGGGCUCCCCAGGUUGCUGCAUGGUCACUAAGGUGCCCAUCUUGAGGGAAGAGGAUGAUAUUGAGCCGCGCCCAGUAUUUGAGAAGAAGCCCCUGUUGUGGGAGGAGGACAUGGAGCUCUACUCAAGGUUCACGGACCGGAAGGAGGAGCUCCGCCUCAGCCACAGCAGCUAUCUGCGGCUCCAUCCCGAGGCCCAGGCGCUCAUCUCCGACUUCCUGCUCUUCCUGCUGCUGCGCCAGCCGGCCGACGUGGUCACCUUCGCCGCCGAAUACUUCGGCCCCUUCGCGAAGCGACACCCGCCAACCCCGGCCUUGCGCUCCUCCAAUCGACCCAGCCCCUUCCGCGCGCUGGACCUGGAGUGCAUCGAUGGCGAGGAGGACCAGGCAGGGAGCUAGGCGGGCGGGGGCCCCGUAGGCGGUAGAGGCUGGGCUCGGACUCCGGCGGGACACACCCGGGAGGCCCGCUUUCAGCCCUGCGGUUUCUAUGGGAAUAAAUCCGGGGCCUCCCCGCGGCUCUGCUGUCUGCCGGAA
This is a messenger RNA of Camelus dromedarius (Arabian camel), 2115 nucleotides long. It is a transcript of the gene CATIP, whose product is annotated as ciliogenesis associated TTC17 interacting protein. The record is from RefSeq and is a predicted model, not a curated record. Bases 637 to 1980 code for a protein of 447 amino acids. Gene Ontology annotation, biological process: actin filament polymerization; cilium organization. Lineage: Eukaryota; Metazoa; Chordata; Mammalia; Artiodactyla; Camelidae. The transcript has 9 exons.